AAACUCUCGGCUAGUCGCGAAAAAAAAAUAACAUUGUAUAUUUGAAGAUUCUAAGAUGUUUUAAGAAAAAUCAUUAUACUUCUUUCUCCCUUCUUUGUAUUUUUAACCACUUAAUGUAGCAUUAUUGUGUAUUUUAUUAUUAUUGUUAUUAUUAUUAUUGUAUCUGGUACAAAAUGUGCAGCUUUAUAAUGUCCUGGUUUGUCUUUAUUUUUGUAUAUUCUCUGGAGAUUCGAGGAACUUGGAGAGACAAGUUGGGCCUUUUUUUUUUUUUUUUUUUAAAUAAUGUAAUGACUGCUAACUUUAAGUAAAAACAAGUAGCCACAAGUGUGACGCCUCGUCCGUCUGUCCGGCAACUACAAAACAACCUAGCACGAGAUCAUUUGGUAGCAGGCCAGAUGUGGAUCUCAAACACUGUCCCAAUUUUAGGGUCAGUAGGGACGCUUGCUCGCUGCACGUGAAGCCUCAACUAUUUGUUGAUUCCGUUUUUUUUUUUGGGAGAUAACCGCUAGCUUGUAUCAUGUUCAAGUGCAUUGACCUUGAGCUGCUGAUCAAAUAUGACGGUAGUUAAGAGUUUCUAAGAAAUGAAACUUAAUGGGAUUAUUUACUUUACACAAGAACAGUGGAGAAAAUGAAAUUGUCAGAAAAUCCACCUAAAAUGGCUCCUUCCAACCAAAUUGGCAGAUUCCCUGUUGAGUUUUUGAGCAUGUGUUGAUGUCGGUAUUAGUGCUGCAAUUAACGAAUCUUUGUAAUUAAUGAAUGUGUGAGCGUUUUAGUCAUUUUGUGUUGUGUGUGAGUUGUGUAGAUUGAUUUGUGGAAUUCUGUUUAGUGUGUAAUAGUAUUAGUGUUAUUCAUCAUGCAUUUGGAGUUUCUUUGUGUGUUGGUUUGUGAGUGUGAGACAGCAGGUGUUACUGCGGCGGGGGAGUCCAAGUGAGGCGGCUGGGUCUGGAGAGCCGUGAUUCACCGCCAGCGUGUAGGCGGUCGGCCAGCGAGCUUGGGCGAUAAUAACACGCUGUGGAACAUUUCUUUCUUUUCCCUUUUGGAUCAGCACAAUGCAGGCAACCGGCUGCGAGUUGUUCUGUUGCUGUAAUGGUCGUAAUGGGACAACACACUUAAGAGGAGAAGUUGCCGGGUCUUAAACUGGCCCACAUUAACCUUGAUUUUGAUAAAUAUUCAGAACUCAUUGUAGUAGGUCUAGCUUUCUAGUCUUCUACUUUUGUCCAGUUUAUAGUAUAGUCAUCCAAUUUGGUUAUCUUUAAGUACACAACCCAGCAUGCAGUCUUCAGUCUAGCAGUCCAGUUCUUAAUUUAAAGCAGACUAAACUAGACCAGUUCUUAGUUUAGACUAGACCAGUCUUGUAGGUUGGUCAAAAGCAGACUUCAUUGGGUAGUGUAUUUCUUAAACCAGACUACACCAAUUUAGUCAAGUCUAGCAGUAAAGUCCAAUUUCUACAACAGCAGACAAAAUGCACGUGAACGCGCACAGCAAAUGGGAGGGCGGACUCGGCGCUGCGUGCACGCGGAGGCGCGUUCGGGUGUCCCAUAAAACCACCCGAACUCCUCGCUCUCCUCUCAAUGCGACAGGACCGAACCUCAAAACGACUGACCCACACAAGCGGACAUCUUGAAGGAACGCCCGGCAGUUGAUUUUUGCCCACGACGCACACUUCCCAAUAUAGUCUGCCUCAGCGUGGGAUGCAGUAAACGAGGUGUGACAGUCAUGGGGGAUUCGUUCUUCAACUGCUGUUAUUUCCCACCUCAACCCCCAGGCGAGGAGGAGCCCAUCGGCUCCCGAACCCGCGGCGAAAGCAGGAUGGCCUCUCGCAUCUCCCCAGACAAGCGCUUCCUCAUCUUCUUUGACUUUGACCUGACCAUCGUGGAUGAGGACAGCGACGACUCGGUGGUGCAGGCGGCGCCCAACCAGCAUCUGCCCACCUGGUUGAAGGACACAUACCAACCGGGCCACUAUAACGAGUACAUGCAACGGGUGCUGGCCUAUCUGGCUGAGCAGGGCGUGACCGAGAGUGAACUCCGCAUGGUCAUGGAGAAGCUACCCUCCACCCCGGGGAUGAUGGCGCUCUUCCAAUUCCUGCGUAACCGCCCGCCGAACGACUUCGAGGUGGUCCUGGUGUCGGAUUCCAACACCUUCUUUAUCGAGUCCUGGCUGAGGCGAUCCGGCGCCCGGUCCGUCUUCCAUCGCAUCUUCUCCAACCCCGCCAACUUCAACAGAGACGGGCGACUGGUGCUGAGGCCCUUCCACUCCCACGAAUGCCCACGCUGCCCUGAGAACAUGUGCAAGCAGAAGGUGGUCCGGGAGUACGUCGUACGGCGGACCCAGGAGAGGGGCCGCCCAUACCAGAGGGUCUUCUACGUGGGCGAUGGUGCCAACGACUUCUGCCCGGCGCUCGCCAUGGGGCCCCGGGACGUGGCCUUCCCGCGACGAGACUUCCCCAUGCAUCGCCUCAUUACUGAAAUCCACGAGGCCAUGCCAGGGGAAUUCAAAGCGGUGACGGUGCCCUGGACCUCCGCUGAGGAGGUGAUCCAACGCCUUAGGAAGCUUGUGAACGAGUAAGGCCGUGAAUUAGGACAGAAAUUGGAAUCCAUCAAUUACACUGGGGGCAGAUACGGAAUCAGCACAAAAUGUCUCGAAAACAAAACUGAAAACUAAAAAUUGUUGGCCCAGUGUGAUUAGUCGUUGCAAAUAAUUGUUGGAGAGCACUACUCAUCUGCAAUCAGCAGAGGUGCUAUUGAGUUCGUUUUAAAUAGUUUGCCCUCCAAAGAAGAACAUAAAACCAGCUAUUCAAGUCAAAAAUGUUAACAAUGCAUCAAUAAUUUUCCCUAUUAAUUUAUCAAGGCAAUUUAUCUAAAUGCCCGUCCUUAAUAAAUUGACAUAUACUUGACCAUUUUAGAGCAAAUUAAUGAAAAACUGAGCAGAAAAUGAUAUCAAUGAAGACAAGAUAUAUAAUAUUUUUAAAUUAUUUGUCCCUGUAUCCUCCCAGAAAAGGUAAUCGGCCUACCAGAAACAACAUUGAAGGCAAUAAUAUUAUUGUUUUGGGUCAUUCAAGUCAUAUAUGUUUGUUUAGCUAUCAUGUCCUUGUAUUUUUGGCCUUCAUGGCGCAGGGGCACUCAAGAUCUGCCCUCAACGAUCAAUACAAAGCUCUUAAAUGUGUGUAUCUUAUCUGAUAGCAAUACCUGUUAAAUGUUUGUCUUGUGUCUUGCGUUAAAGCAGUCGUCCUGCAGAAAUAUUCUUUUACCGAGGUGCUUCUUUUCAAAUAUUUUAUAUAUGUACUGUAGGCGUUCUCAAUGUUUUGUGUCUUUUACUCUGUAGGCUAACGUCUACUUGAGGAAUUUGUUACCAGCAGCAAUACGGAAAUAAAGCCAUCAACUAAAA
Molecule: messenger RNA, 3387 nt
Organism: Syngnathus typhle (broad-nosed pipefish)
Lineage: Eukaryota; Metazoa; Chordata; Actinopteri; Syngnathiformes; Syngnathidae
Gene: phospho1
Product: phosphoethanolamine/phosphocholine phosphatase 1
Exons: 3
Coding region: 1717-2568 (283 amino acids)
Molecular function (GO): phosphatase activity
Source: RefSeq, a predicted model, not a curated record